AUGUUUUGGCAGACUGCGUUUCGAGCAGCAUUCAGACAACGGCCAGGGGCUUCAUUUUCACGACCGUGGACCAUAGCUCGUCUUGGUCUAGGCGUUUCUGUUUUGGCUGUUCUCACCAACCAGCAUCGACUGCAUAAUGAGGCUGAGGCUGAUUCCAGUUCCAGCGACAAAUCCGACCCACCCCUCGGUGCGGGCUUUACACAGGACAGAUUUGGCUGGCAACAGGCUAUCAAGUAUCUUGGAAACGAAGCGCCAGAUGGAAUUAUUCGAAUGUAUUGGAGUUCACGGUUUGAUACGAGAAUUCGUAUCAUGAGCCGUGGUCCAAGAACACUCAUUAGUAUGCUCGAAGGCGACUUUGUCAAUCGCGCGAAUGUGGCAGACGUUAUUCAAGAAAACCUCUGGUUCAACCUUGAGGCACUCUUCAGAUGGUACCAGACAGACCUCAGUACGCCCCAGCCCGUUGAAUUUAUUCACGAGCCUCACCCUUCGCCGGAGGCAAUACACUCCGUCAUUAGAACGGCCAUAAACUUCACGGACGACUUUAUACGCGACUUCUUCCUCGGACGAGUAUUCAGCUCUAUUUCAAAGCGAUAUGCGUCUGAUGCGUUGAGGGCAACCACGUCGAGCUGCCUUGUUUCAGCCCUGUAUGAAGAAGACGUGUCCCUCCUCCAUGUUGCCAAUCUCGGCAACAUGCGGGCGGUUCUUGGCCGACCACGACCACCAACUGAAGACGGCUCAGUCAUCUACGAUGUUCACGUGCUCUCUGUCGACCAUACCCCCCAAAACCCAUUAGAACGUGCACGAAUUCAAGCGCAACACGCCGACGAGGAGAUCUUCACGGACGACACGCUAUUUGGGCGGCCUUAUACCCGCGCGCUUGGUGACGGCCCACUCAAGUGGUCAACAGACAUCCACGAACGUCUUCAUCGCGACUAUCUAGCCCCAGAACCAGAUCCCCGCAUCAAAACUCCCCCAUACCUUUCUGCAGAGCCAGACACAACAUCAAUCAAAGUCGAGUCUGGGGAUUUCCUCGUCUUAUCCUCUAGCUGGCUUCCUCAGUGUCUCACUGACGAGGAGGUCGUUGGCCUGGUCGGCGCAUGGCUGCAAAAGAAUCAAGACACCAAUCUCUAUCGCUCGCUCGACGACACAGUGCCUGACCCAACGCCGGGUGUCGUUCUUGAACGAGAGGACCUGCCUGUGAAACUGAAGGAGGACAACACCACUUUCUUUCGCAAAUGGAACGUACCCAAACGAUUCGUGAAUUCAGACCCGAACCCUUCUAUGCACCUCACCAACAACGCUAUGGGUGGCGCCGACGGGAACUUGAGGCAGGCGUUAUUGGAGCUGGCUCCUUCGGAAUCGGCAGGCAACACCAAGUCUUUGGGAAUUGCUGUCGUCUUUUUCCAAUAG
Molecule: messenger RNA, 1410 nt
Organism: Mycena indigotica
Lineage: Eukaryota; Fungi; Basidiomycota; Agaricomycetes; Agaricales; Mycenaceae
Product: PPM-type phosphatase domain-containing protein
Exons: 3
Coding region: 1-1410 (469 amino acids)
Biological process (GO): protein dephosphorylation
Molecular function (GO): protein serine/threonine phosphatase activity
Source: RefSeq, a predicted model, not a curated record